This is a messenger RNA of Linepithema humile (Argentine ant), 1882 nucleotides long. It is a transcript of the gene Cdk1, whose product is annotated as Cyclin-dependent kinase 1. The record is from RefSeq and is a predicted model, not a curated record. Gene Ontology annotation, molecular function: cyclin-dependent protein serine/threonine kinase activity; ATP binding. Lineage: Eukaryota; Metazoa; Arthropoda; Insecta; Hymenoptera; Formicidae. Gene Ontology annotation, cellular component: nucleus. Gene Ontology annotation, biological process: mitotic G2 DNA damage checkpoint signaling; G2/M transition of mitotic cell cycle; protein phosphorylation.
CGGCAGCAGUUCGUAACACAGCUGUAGAUGUGUUUACCAAUAUGGCGCAUACCGACGUUUGAUUUGAAUUUGUUCGUUACCUUAUUGCCGACAUCUGACGAACUUUUGUAACAAGAACUAGCCUCGUCAACACGUGGAUCACGCGAAGUUUCGGUGGUCGCUGUAGAACUUACCUCUGUUCCCUUUGCUACGCAUAAUGGAUAACUUCAUUAAAAUAGAGAAAAUCGGAGAAGGUACGUAUGGAGUGGUGUAUAAAGGGAAGCAUAAGAAGACUGGAGAAAUUGUAGCUAUGAAGAAGAUUCGUUUAGAAAGUGAUGACGAAGGAAUACCAUCAACUGCUAUUAGGGAAAUUUCAUUGCUCAAAGAGUUAAGUCAUCCAAAUAUUGUGAACUUAAUCGAUGUAUUAAUGGAAGAAUCGAGGUUGUACCUUAUUUUUGAAUAUCUCACUAUGGAUCUGAAAAAGUAUAUGGAUAGUUUGGGAAAUAAAUUAAUGGAACCAUCUAUGGUUAAAUCCUAUUUAUACCAGAUCACACGUGCGAUUCUCUUCUGUCAUAAACGUAGAAUAUUACACCGUGAUUUGAAACCACAAAAUUUGCUUAUUGAUAAAACUGGAAUCAUUAAAGUAGCAGACUUUGGUCUAGGAAGAGCUUUUGGAAUCCCAGUUAGAAUAUAUACCCAUGAAGUUGUAACUUUAUGGUACAGGGCACCUGAAAUUCUCCUUGGCGCUACGAGAUAUUCAUGCGCAAUUGAUAUGUGGAGUAUUGGAUGUAUUUUUGCAGAGAUGGCUACCAAAAAACCCUUAUUCCAAGGAGAUAGUGAGAUUGAUCAGCUUUUCAGGAUAUUCCGGAUACUAAGAACACCUACGGAAGAAAUAUGGCCAGGUGUUACACAGUUGUCGGAUUACAAAGCGACAUUCCCGAAUUGGAUGACGAAUAAUUUGGAGUCGCAAGUGAAGACAUUAGAUGAGGAUGGACUGGAUCUAUUACAAGCUAUGCUCACGUAUGAUCCUGUGUACAGAAUAUCCGCAAGAGCAGCAUUGCAACAUCCAUACUUCAACGGCAUGGAAAAAUGCAAACUACCUGCUGCAUGAAGCAAAAAAGUGACUUGAAAAAUCGGUAUCAUCGUUUUGCAUUCGCAUCUUGCAUUUUAAUCGUGUGACAACGUAAAAAGUAUGUCUCAGAGUGUACUGAAGGUUAACUUAUUUUGUGCUAUAAAUGUCCUUUACUUGUUCGAUUAUUUUAUCAUUUAAAAUUUAAUUUUUUGAAAUAAAAAUGUAUAAUUUUUAUCAUAAUCCGUUUUAUGUGGAAGUAAGCUUACAGUUUUUAUUAGAUUACGUAAAUUCUAUACAUAUAUAAGCAUUAGAAUAUUACAACAAAAUAUUUUACAUAACGUUGCAUAUAAGUAAGUUUUAUGCGGUAUUUGGUUUACAACUGUUUCAAUUAAUGAUGCCAAUGUUACAUCUUCCAGUGCUCAAUAUUUUAUCUAUCUACAUUCGAUGAAUGUCAGUAUUAUAUGUGUUUAAACUUUAGUUUUCUUAUUCUCAUAUUUAACAUUUGUAACAUAGUAUAAUAUGCAGUCUUCUACAUGCAUCUAUUUUCAUACUAUACUUUUAAGUUAAUUUUACUGAAUUUUACUGGAAGCAUCAAAAUUAAUCAUUAUCAUCUUGCUGUCUUAUUUUCUCUUACAAUAAAUUUAUAGUCAUACAAUGACACUAACAUAAAACGAAAUUAAUAAUUUUGUAUUUAAAAUCUACUGUAGCACGCGUACACGUGCCUUAACAAAAAGUUUAUAUAUUUACAUACUGUGAGCGUUGGUCGCAAAAAUUGUAAGACAUUAAUGUAAAUUUUGUAUUUUAUAAAUAAAUAAUAUUCUACUGGUAUUA